Molecule: messenger RNA, 1038 nt
Organism: Fomitopsis serialis
Lineage: Eukaryota; Fungi; Basidiomycota; Agaricomycetes; Polyporales; Fomitopsidaceae
Exons: 7
Coding region: 1-1038 (345 amino acids)
Biological process (GO): mRNA splicing, via spliceosome
Cellular component (GO): U2-type prespliceosome; U1 snRNP; precatalytic spliceosome
Molecular function (GO): mRNA binding; U1 snRNA binding
Source: RefSeq, a predicted model, not a curated record
AUGCCCGGCACGCACUUACUGCCGCCGAAUCUCCUCAAGCUCUUCGCACCGCGGCCACCUCUCCCAUACACGCGUCCCCUCGACAGGGACAUCGACCGCGUCAGACCCAAGCACGUCGAAGGCGUCGGAGGGGAAGAACCAGCAUUCACGUAUGCAGAACAGACAAAGCGGGAGGUGCGCAGAGAGGAGCGCAAGAAGAAAAGGGAGGAGGAGUACCAAGCUGCCAAGGAGACUGUGGACAAGCCCGCGGAUGACCCCGAAGCCGUCGGGGACCCAUACAAAACACUAUUCAUCGCUCGCCUGCACAAAAACGCCACUGAUAGCGACCUCCGCAGGGAAUUUGAGGGUUACGGCAGCAUCGAGCGGGUAAGGAUCGUCCGUGACAAAAAGGGACGAAGCAGAGGGUUUGCCUUCAUCGUUUUCGAGCGAGAGCGCGACAUGAAAGCUGCCUACAAGGAGUCGGACAGGCUGCAGAUCAUGGGCAAGCGUGUUCUCGUGGAUGUCGAGAGAGGGAGGACAGUGAGGGGAUGGAAACCCCGUCGACUGGGUGGUGGUUUGGGAGGCAGGCCCAAGCCAGAAGCACCAGCAGCAGCGCCGUUCAUAGGUGGCGGUGAUGGUGGUCGUGGCGGCGGCAGCCGUGGUGGCCGUGGGGGCGGCUUCAGAGGAGGCUUUGGCGGUGGCGGCUUCAGGGAUCGUGACGACUUUGGAGGUGGUCGUGGAGGCUUUGGAGGUGGCGGAGGACACAGGGGCCGUGGUGGAGGCAUCGGCUUCCAAGGCAGCGGUGGUUUCGGCGGCGGCGACCACGGAUCAAACGGGUACGGCGGUCCGCCCAAUGGACCUGGUGGAUUUGGCGGCCCUGGUGGAGGCUUUGGUGGGCCUCCCGAUGGCGGGCCAGGUGGGUAUGGUCCGCCUGGAGGAGGGUUCGGCGGUGGUGGUGGUGGUGGUGGAUUUGGGCGGGGUGGGUACCGCGGCGACCUCAAGCGCGAAGGCGGACCGGGAGGAUACGACGAUCGCGACGCAAAACGUCCACGGUACUAG